Molecule: messenger RNA, 1286 nt
Organism: Theobroma cacao (cacao)
Lineage: Eukaryota; Viridiplantae; Streptophyta; Magnoliopsida; Malvales; Malvaceae
Product: RING-H2 zinc finger protein
Source: RefSeq, a predicted model, not a curated record
AUCGGUAGGUCAAUUUAACCAUGAGGCUUCACAUGAAACAGAAUAUCUGAUCUCAAAUUCCCCAGGAUUUCCCACCGCUUAUUUCCCAAAACCUUAACCAACGAAACCAGACCUCUUUGCUUGCACCAGUUUUGUUCCUUGUAAUGGACCUGACUACCCCAAUCGAACCAUUGCAGCUCCUCUUCCUCCUGCUUGUGCAUAAACAUAGCACCCCUUCCACAACAAGGCAUCAUUCUCAGUAACAUGUCAAAACCGCCUCAAUCAACAAACAAUGCCCAGAACAACACCAAAUCCAACUUUUACCUAAACAAGCCUACUGCUACUCUCCCUGACAUAUUCCUGACUGCAAUUUCUCUCCUUUUCCUCUUCUCUUCACCUAAAGCCAACCAUACCUUUCUUCCAAAAUUCCUGCCUUUCCCUUCAAACCCACGCCGCUUUCUCAAAAUUCCCACCAUGUUCCACUCAAGGGUCCCCUUUGCAUCCCCACAAGCUCUCUCUGAUUGGCUCAAACCCCGGUUGCCUUCCGACUCGUUAGCCACCUGGGGGGUAAAACCGGGAACCAAAAACGUCCACAACCUCUGGCUGGAACUCUCCGAAGGCGAGACAUCUCUCGUCGACUCCUUCCCUCCACUCCGUACAGUUAAUGUCGUUACGGUUCGUAUAAUCGGCAAAGACAACCUUAUCCUCAUCGAAUCUCGACAAGAAUUGUCGGAUGGUAGUGUCAGGGAUCGGUUUAGACCAUUGUCCGAGAAAAUGAAGCCCCAUGAAACCCCGGAAGAGGCCGUGACUCGUGCUGUAAGAGAAGAGCUAGGUUCGGUAGUUGAUUCCGGGGUCGUGAGGAUUGUGCCAGGGUCUUAUCAAAAGAAACUGGAGGAGCGAAAUUCGGUGUCAUAUCCGGGUUUACCGGCGCGUUAUAUUUUGCAUUCGGUGGACGCGUGGGUGGAAGGUUUGCCUGAGGAAGAUUUUUGUACUGAAGAAAAGGAAGAGUACGAGGAUACCGAUGGGACUAGGAGUUUGGAGAAAGCGGUGUCUGUAAGGAAGCAUUACUGGAAAUGGGUUAGUUCUGAUUCGAUUCAUUCUUGAAUUUCCACAAAUAGAUGCGGAAUUUUUGUUGAAUUAUUUGGAAGUUUAAAGGGUUUAUAGUUUUCUUCUUCUUUUUUAAUUGUUGUGGUUUGAAGCUUUUUUAGAUGCUACGGAUUUAAAGUACCUAUUUUUUUUGUAGUAAUAAAGAAUAUUUGAACUUCUAUAUAUAACAAUGUACAUGAAAACGACAGAAUUAUACUUCA